Messenger RNA from Neurospora crassa OR74A, 2949 nucleotides. RefSeq names its product serine/threonine-protein kinase 3, variant (gene prk-9). Lineage: Eukaryota; Fungi; Ascomycota; Sordariomycetes; Sordariales; Sordariaceae. The coding region runs from base 800 to 2818 and encodes 672 amino acids. Gene Ontology annotation, biological process: intracellular signal transduction; protein phosphorylation; regulation of MAPK cascade. The record is from RefSeq and is a predicted model, not a curated record. The transcript has 3 exons. Gene Ontology annotation, molecular function: protein kinase activity; ATP binding.
CCCCACCAUCCUUAAUCUGCAGUCGAUUUGCGGUCAGCGGCAGUUUCUAAGCGAAAAACAGGACUCCACCACGCCUCGCCCUGAACAUCGCUGGACACGGACUGGACCACCACCAAAAGAGGUCACCUCCAACGGACCUACUUACUCCACCACCAGUGGUCGCCAGCGAGUGGUUGCGUAGGUAGUCGCGCGCACUUGACCUGCCGUCCAUCGCGACUCGCGACAAUCACCCUCCUGUAACUGAAAAAGAUGGCCGACGAAGGAGUCGCCAACCACUACCAAGUGCUGGAAGAACUUGGCCGAGGCAGUUUUGGCGUCGUUUACAAGGGAAUUGACAAGACCACGGGCGAAACAGUGGCCAUCAAGCAUAUUGACCUCGAAUCCAGCGAGGAUGAUAUCCAGGAAAUUCAACAAGAGAUCUCGGUGCUCAGCACAUGCGCCAGCUCUUACGUCACCCAAUACAAGGCGAGCUUCUUGCGCGGCCACAAGCUAUGGAUCGUGAUGGAAUUUCUCGGGGGAGGUUCCUGUUUGGACCUCGUAAGUCUGGUCCCUUUGCUAUUGCUGUCGCAUACCAUGUCUCUUUUCCCUGCUUGCUAAACAAGAUUGUGUGCGCCAGCUCAAACCGGGAAACUUUAGCGAAGUACACAUCGCCAUCGUCUGCCGCGAACUCCUCCUCGGCCUCGAUUACCUACACUCCGAAGGAAAAAUCCAUCGCGACAUCAAAGCCGCCAAUGUCCUGCUCUCGGAAGCCGGAAAGGUCAAGCUCGCUGAUUUUGGCGUUGCAGCGCAGUUGACACAUAUGAAGUCUCAACGCAAUACCUUUGUCGGCACCCCGUUCUGGAUGGCCCCCGAGGUCAUCCAGCAGGCUGGCUACGACUUCAAGGCCGACAUCUGGUCGCUCGGUAUCACUGCCAUCGAACUGGCUGUCGGCGAGCCUCCAUAUGCGAAUAUCCACCCGAUGAAGGUCCUUUUUCAGAUUCCCAAAAACCCACCACCACGACUGGAGGGCAAGUUCAGCAGAGAGUUCAAGGACUUUGUCGCUCAUUGUCUGAUCAAAGACCCUGCCCAGCGCCCGACAGCUAGAGACCUACUCAGGCAUCGAUUUAUCCGCACAGCUGGAAGGGUCGAGGCGCUGCAGGAACUGAUCGAGCGCAAGCAGAUGUGGGACGCCAAGCAGGACCGCGUCAAGCUUCCCGUCUUUUACCAGGAAACCCUUCACACCAUGAGCCCCAAGGACGAUGAUGACGAGUGGGUGUUUGAUACGAUCAAGUCGGUUGCGCUACCCAAGAACCUUUUGAACGUCAGCACUACUCCCACAAAAUCCAGGGAUCCAUCAAGGGUUCGGGAGACUGAAGAAGGCAUGCGAAGAAUGGAAGUCAGAGAUGGUCCCCUGCAGCCCUCUACCCCUCAGACGGUAAGGAAAGCAACAGUACGGCGACAGCCAUCGGCCGCGGCCGCCCACCAGCAACGGCGACUUUCCACCUCGACUGGCUCACCACGCCCACCUGUCGCAGCAGCAAAGAGGCCCCUUCAGACGGAUAUGUCCUUCGGCAACUCGGGUUCGACGAUGCGACUCUUUCGUCGUGUACCUUGUGAGCACGAGGGUCCAAAAAUUCACCAGGAACAGCCCCAAGAGGUGGUCAAUGACGAGAACCGACCUCCCUCCGCGAUGCAGGCGCCUAUCGAGCCCACUAGCAAGGAAGCACUGCUCGGUCGUCGCCUUUAUCACAAGGCCAUUGAGCCUGCUCUCGACGAGCUUCAUGCGCAAACCGGUCCAUCAACCAAGCGUGAGGCCCUGGCUAAUCUGUCCGAUGCCUUUGCCCACCUCGACUCGGUGGACCCUGAAGGAGCCUAUCACCUUCUCAGACACCUCCUUUGCUCAAUAUCACAGGAUAACCGGCUCAGUGCAGCACUACUGAACGCCAGCAAGAUCUCGCCCGGUCAGCACCUUCAUAGAAAAUCUGUAGACGGCACACCGCAGAGCAAGAAUCGCGACCUCAGCCAACGGCCAUCGACAUCAGCCGGUGUCACUCAAAACCACAAUAUCCCACAGACUCCAUCGCGCUCCCCACAGAAGCCGAUGCUUUCUGCUAGUCCGACAAAACUGAUAACCAGCCAGCUGAACACGCCCUUGGCCAGCCCUAGACCAAGGCGGGAGAGUGUCGUAGCAGCGCCCAUGUCCACACCGAAGCCCACCGCAGAAAGGACGAGUAGCAAUAGCAGCAGCAGCAGCAGCAGCAGCAGCAGGCCGUCUUCCGUAAUGGCAACAGCCCCAGGAACCCCUAUUAAGCAAAUACAGCAGCCUCAACUAAUACAAUCAACCCCCUCACCUCAAAAGAAGGAGCCCCAGCUCUUGCAGCAACAUUCCGCCCCGUUACUUCAAAAAAAGGAAAACCCGCCGUCCCUUCAACAACAACUCUCGCACCCGGUCCUCCAGCAAGAGAAGCAGCGAAGAGAAACCAGCUCGCAACAGCUUGCCCAGCAGCUACAACAGCAACAGCAGGCCCAGUUACAGCAAGCCGCCCACAGACGAAAGGAGUCUUCCAACUCGUCCUCUCAUCAACUUCCACCACCCCAGCACCAUCAACGAAGAGAGUCAUCGCAGUCGUCCCAUGCCAGCAGCCGAUCCCCCGAGAAGCAGGAGCGCGUAAGGGAGAGCAGCAGCAGAGAGCUGCGCGAGCGGGCGGUGCUCGAGGCAAAGUACCCGGGCCAGCCGGCGGUGGCGGGCAUGGAGCACUGCAAGGCACUGUCGGAUUUGCUGUAUGCGAGGUGGACGGAUGGAUUGCAGCAUCGGUGGGGACCCGUUGCGGGAUCUUAGUGAGGCGAUGAAAAGGCCUGGGUCGGGAAGUGAAGAGAGGUGAAGAGGAGGUAAAGAGGCGAGCAAAACGACCAUUAAGAGUGCGCAAAGCCAAACACUCGGCUCAAGAUGAGGGGAAGAGCAGAGGAAAG